Molecule: messenger RNA, 306 nt
Organism: Auanema sp. JU1783
Lineage: Eukaryota; Metazoa; Nematoda; Chromadorea; Rhabditida; Rhabditidae
Source: the annotation of a GenBank genome assembly
AUGUUAUUACCGUUGCUAUUCCUUAUCCUGAUAUCAGUGCCAUCUGCAUUCUGUAGCCAUAAGACAACGACAGUCUAUGCGAAAAAACUGAAAAGCGAUCCUCCAUUUUGCUAUGAGUUCAUCAAAGUUAUAACUGAAGAAUCUAUCGAGUGUAAUGAAAAACAGAUAGUCUGUGAUGAAAGAAUCGAACUGAGUGAGCCCAAAAGUAUAAAUAGAGAUAUAUGCCUUAAUGAUCAUCGUUUUGCGAAAUAUGUUGACUCUAAGUGGAAUGAAAUUGUCAAUUCAAAACUUGCUCAAACGCUUUGA